AUGAAAUUCCUCACAAGAAACACCACGCCGUCCCCAUUUUAUACUACGCCUUCUUUCUCUCUAUGGGAUCGCCGAUGGAUCUGCUUGCGCUGGCUGGGAUAUCUUACCUUCCUAAUUACUGCCAUCCAGACUAGCUCUUUCCUCUUUGGGUACCCGGAGACAAAUCCUGUCCAGGCUGUAUAUGCUUCGUUCCAUCGCCCCGGGAUUCUUCGGCCUGGUCAAUAUCGUGGGAAUGUUGGUGUGGGGGACAAGAUAUCAGACGAGGACUCAUUUGAGCCAGAUGUGUUGGGCAUGACACAUGAUCGGAGGGACAAGCGAUUCUAUCUAGGCGGUACCUUAACCCUAACCAGUAUCGAAUCUGCCAAUGCCUCGCACCCAGUCCCACUUAUCUACGACCCAUACCCAGCAUACAACAGCCGAGAAUGGAAGAAGCAGUUCCAUGGAAAGUUUCGACCCUGCCUUGGCCCUCGGGGUCGUUAUCUCGAUCGCAGGUCUGCAGAAGAUAUGAUCCAAGUCUACAAGGGUCAACAAGCCGAGUUCCCAGCACCGCGAUUUGGAUCCUAUGAGGCGUUAGAUCUAGAUGGAAACGUUUGCACCGACCGUUACUCCCGCUUUGGGGCAUAUGGAUACGAUGACGAUGGCGAGGACGAGGUACCGGGCUUCACGCGCCCCCCGCAGUGCCGUGAUAGAUACGAGUCAACUGAGACUGCCAACUCCUCAACUCAAAGUCCACUGGCCUUCGAUCUUCCACAGGCUCCUACCAAACCAUGGGGGUCACCUGUGAGUGCUUCAGGUGUGAAGCAGUUCCAACCUCGCUCGGCACUAUUGAUUCGGGCAUGGUAUGGGCUCAAUUGGAAGCCUCACCAUCGGGAAUAUAUUCGGGCUUUGAUUAUGGAGCUUUCCUUGCAUUCUGGUGGAGAAUAUCAGAUCUAUAUCCUGUGUCAUGUCAAGGAAAACGAGAUGCCCAUCUUUUCUGAUAUCAAUACCAUCAACCGGCUCAGGAAUUCCAUCCCCAAAGAAUUUCGGAAUAUGGCUCUGUUCUUCAAUAACAAACUCUUGGAAGCUUGGUAUCCCAAGAUAGAAGAACACAGUCCUCUACUCCAACACCACCAACCUCUGCAAAUAUUCUCCCAGUUGUAUCCCCACUUCGACUAUUAUUGGCAACUAGAAAUGGAUGGUCGGCACACAGGACACAUCUACCACUUCCUAGACCGAGCAAUUUCAUUCGCACGCCAACAACCACGCAAAUACCUCUGGGAACGCAACGCCUACUUCUACACCCCCGGCGCACACGGCAACUGGAGCCAAUUCACGCAAAUGGUGGACGAAAGCCUGGCUGACAAGUCCAACCGCACAAUCUGGGGUCCGGUAUCCCGCACAGGGAUUCGGCCACUGGGCCCGGAGCUGCCAGUCCCAUACCCAGACCAAGACAACUACACCUGGGGCGUAGGUGAAGAAGCCGACUUCAUAACGUUCCUCCCAAUCUUCAACCCACAAGACACGCAGUGGACAUUCCCGGACAAGGUCUGGAACUUCAGAUACGGCGAGGGCACACCACGCCGCGCUGCGGUCAUCACAAUGGGCCGGUACUCCAAGCGCCUGCUGGAUCUGAUCCACCACGCGCAGGCGACGAAGGGUCUUGGCCUUGCAUCGGAGAUGACAGGUGCGUCGUGGGCUCUGUUUCAUGGCCUUAAGGCUGUGCAUGUUCCACACCCUAUCUAUGCGGAUGGCCAGUGGACACCGAAGGAACUGGCGCGCAUCUACAACCCCGGUCCGCCGGAGAAUGUUAAUGGGGGUCCUGAUAGUAUUUGGAAUUUUGAUCAUAUCUUUGAUCAUAUUAUGUACCGGCUCUCGUAUAUGUUUACGACGCAUAGUGCGGAGGACUUGUACAGACGUUGGCUGGGGUUCAGGACUGCGGAGAAUGAGGGUGGGAAAACGAUAUCUGAGGAUCGCUAUGGUCGGCAUUGCUUCCCAUCUAUGUUUCUUCAUACAAUCAAGAACACAGCUGAAGGGAUGGGCCCAGACAGGGCUGUUCCCUGA
Molecule: messenger RNA, 2040 nt
Organism: Penicillium concentricum
Lineage: Eukaryota; Fungi; Ascomycota; Eurotiomycetes; Eurotiales; Aspergillaceae
Product: DUF3405 domain-containing protein
Exons: 5
Coding region: 1-2040 (679 amino acids)
Source: RefSeq, a predicted model, not a curated record